UUUACUUAUUUUGAAAUACUUCUCCAUGAUACCAAAAUGAAGGAGUUGGGAAUAUUUAUUCUAUUCGUGUGCAUCCACUUGGCGAGUUGCCAUAUGUGUCUGAUGUCGCCAAGGCAACGGGGUGACAUGGACAUCUCCAAGUCUGGCAGCCCGACAUGUACAAGGCACGAAUUACCAUGCGGAGGCCAACCUAUAGAGACACCACGACUGAUGUACGCACCGGGACAAACUGUUUUCUUCCAAUGGCAGCAAAACUUUAACCAUUAUGAGGCCGGUUAUCCAGGUUACAUGGACAUAGGAAUAGCCCCUAAUGAGAACAGUACAGAGUUUACAACGCUGACAGUGGUCACAGACAAGUACGUCCAUUCUCAGGAUUACCAGGAAAACUACACUGCUAUCAUCAAACUCCCAGAGAUGGAAUGUAAUCACUGCGUCAUUAGGGCGCGCUACAACGCCCACAAACCAGGGGAGACAACCUUCCUGCAGUGUGCGGAUAUCCAAAUAUCCAAAACGGCAAAAAAGACUAAAAAUAUGAAAAUCUCUGGAAGCAGAUCUGAUCAGAGAAAACUUUUACCGCUCAAGAGGGCGCUUAAGUUGAAGAGAUUUUAUGAUUCAAAGUACAAAAUUGAAAAAGAAUCAUCUGGAGCUACAUUGUACGGGUUCGCUUACAACCCGUUUGAGCCUCAUAGAAGCCACUACGUUUCUGUUGACACGGUGUCAGGGAAACUUGACAUGCUCCAGAGUUAUGGCUUUGGAAUUGACGAUCCUUCCGGCGGAAGUGACGCAAUAUUCAUUGCUGAUGAAGUCAUCGCGAUCAAUAAUUGGCGGAACAUGUCGACUGUUCUUAUGCAUCCCUUCGGGACCAGAGAAACUGCAGCCAGCGUUCAUUACACAAUUGAUUUUACCAACGGGAGUCUUAUAGAGUACGGUGGUAUAUCUGAUUUUGAUGGACACGCCAUCAAUGGGCUGUCUUGGAACACCGACGGAACGUCUGUCGCCUUCCGGAUACUUCCACCAGACGAGAACGGAUCGUUCAUUUUGGAGGCUGGUAUCCUCUCAAGUUUCAACUACGAGAAGCGGGCGUCCGUCCCAGAGAGCCUGUACGUGAACUUCCAGUGGCUUGAGACAAACAUGGACAACGGCAAGAAGGUCCACGCCCUACUUGGAAACGAGAACGCCCCGGAUGAGCUCAAUGCUCGGAUUUACAACUUCGACAUUUUUAAUGGGGACUACAUAGGCUUCACGGAACUGGAUGUGAGCAGCUAUACAUUCAUGUCCAUGCAUUCCUACAUUGGUUCCGGAAAUACCCUGUAUGCCUUCUCCCCGGGGCUUUGGUUUGAUGAAAGCUGGGCGUGGUCCCUGGUUGCCGUAGACACCGACUCUGGGAACGUCACGAAAGCAUGCGAUAUUGCACCGAAAGGAAUAUUCCAGCGUUUCUAUGGUGGUUCAGUUGUCCAAGGCAACCAAAACCCAGACGGUUUCCUUUACCAUGUUUUGCGCGUGAUGGACAGCGAGGCAGACUUUGUUGUUGCCGUUAACCCCAAAACGUGUGAGGUCCGGUUUUCUGACGUCACCAACCUACGCCAUCUACACUCGCUACAGAGGCCUGUCCCAGCUGCGUAAUAAAGACAAGUGUGCAAUUGUGUUACUGAGUUGAUGUUAGUUAUAUUUUCGUUGCGCUUAUUGUAAUGUACAUACAAGAUAAACACCAUGAUCCAAACCGGAA
Molecule: messenger RNA, 1726 nt
Organism: Mya arenaria
Lineage: Eukaryota; Metazoa; Mollusca; Bivalvia; Myida; Myidae
Exons: 8
Coding region: 37-1623 (528 amino acids)
Source: RefSeq, a predicted model, not a curated record